Podarcis raffonei (Aeolian wall lizard) is the source of this 4607-nucleotide messenger RNA. RefSeq names its product acetoacetyl-CoA synthetase (gene AACS). The transcript has 18 exons. Bases 79 to 2082 code for a protein of 667 amino acids. Gene Ontology annotation, molecular function: acetoacetate-CoA ligase activity. Gene Ontology annotation, cellular component: cytosol. Gene Ontology annotation, biological process: lipid metabolic process; positive regulation of insulin secretion. The record is from RefSeq and is a predicted model, not a curated record. NCBI's taxonomy places the organism in Eukaryota, Metazoa, Chordata, Lepidosauria, Squamata, Lacertidae.
GCCCAGCGAGGAAGCAGCAGGCUUUCAAGCCGGUGCGUUGCAGCAGCAGCCCUUGCCUGAGCGAAGCGCGACCUCGCCAUGUCUGGGGCGCCGGAGAUCAUGGAAUCGCAGGUGAUGUGGGAGCCGGACUCCAAGCGCAACACCAAUAUGGACCAGUUCCGGGCGGCGGUAGCUGCUGCUUACGGGAUUCCCCUGGCCAACUACAAUGAAUUGUACCAUUGGUCGGUGAAUCACUAUGCAGAUUUCUGGGCAGAAUUUUGGAAGUUUAGUGGGAUUGUCUUCUCCCGCCUUUAUGAUGAGGUGAUUGACCCUUCCAAGGGCAUUGCAGAUGUUCCAGAGUGGUUUAAAGGCAGCAGGUUGAACUAUGCAGAAAACCUCUUAAAGCACAAAGAAAACGAUAAAAUUGCGCUCUAUGCUGCACAGGAAGGCAAGGAGGAGAUCGUGAAGGUGACUUUUGAAGAGCUGAGGCAGCAGGUCGCUCUCUUCGCAGCAGCCAUGAGGAAGAUGGGUGUGCAAACCGGAGACAGAGUUGUCGGCUACUUGCCCAACGGCAUCCAUGCGGUAGAAGCAAUGUUGGCCGCAGCGAGCAUUGGCGCCAUCUGGAGCGCAACGUCGCCGGACUUUGGCAUCAACGGUGUGCUGGACAGAUUUUCCCAAAUUCAGCCCAAGUUGAUCUUUUCUGUUGAAGCUGUCAUUUACAACGGGAAAAAACACAAUCACUUGGAAAAGCUUCAGAACGUCGUAAAGGGACUCCCAGAUCUAAAAAAAGUUGUGGUGAUCCCAUACGUUUCCUUGAGAGAAUCUAUAGACAUUUCCAAAAUUUCACACAGCGUCUUUCUAGAAGACUUUCUUGCAGCGGGGAAGGGAGAUCAAGCCCCGCAGCUAGAGUUCGAACAGCUUCCUUUCAGCCAUCCUCUUUUCAUCAUGUAUUCAUCUGGCACAACAGGAGCUCCAAAAUGCAUGGUUCACUCCGCAGGGGGGACAUUAAUUCAGCAUUUGAAAGAGCACCUCCUCCAUGGUAACAUGUCCAGCAGUGACAACAUCAUGUACUACACAACAACUGGUUGGAUGAUGUGGAACUGGCUGGUUUCUGCUCUCGCUGUUGGUGCAUCUGUGGUUCUGUAUGACGGAUCGCCGCUCGUUCCAUCCCCCAAUGUCCUCUGGGAUUUGGUUGACCGACUAGGUAUCACCAUCCUUGGGACAGGUGCCAAAUGGCUGGCGGUGCUGGAAGAGAAGAACCUUAAACCAUGUGAAACUCAUAACCUCCAAACGCUCCACACCAUCCUGUCAACUGGCUCACCCCUCAAGCCUCAAAGUUACGAGUACGUCUACAAGCACAUAAAGAGCAGCGUUCUGCUGGGAUCCAUAUCAGGAGGCACAGAUAUAGUUUCCUGCUUUAUGGGUCAGAAUGUGUCCAUUCCGGUUUACAAAGGCGAGAUCCAGGCACGGAAUCUGGGAAUGGCAGUGGAAGCCUGGAAUGAUGAAGGCAAGCCCGUUUUGGGGGAAAGCGGAGAGCUGGUCUGCACCAAACCCAUGCCCUGCCAGCCAACGCACUUUUGGAAUGACGAGAAUGGAAACAAGUACAGAAAGGCUUAUUUCUCAAGAUUUCCAGGUGUCUGGGCUCACGGCGACUAUUGCAAGAUCAACCCCAAGACAGGAGGCAUCGUCAUGCUUGGCCGCAGUGAUGGCACACUGAAUCCAAGUGGUGUGAGGUUUGGGAGUUCUGAGAUCUAUAACAUAGUGGAAGCUUUUGAGGAGGUUUCGGACAGCCUCUGCGUCCCUCAGUACAACAAAGAUGGCGAAGAAAGGGUGAUCCUUUUCCUAAAGAUGGCCACCAACCAGGAGUUCAGCCCAGAUUUGGUGAAACGCAUCAGGGAGGCGAUCCGCGUCGCACUCUCUGCCCGACAUGUGCCCAGCCUCAUUCUGGAAACUGAAGGCAUUCCGUACACAAUAAAUGGGAAGAAAGUUGAAGUUGCUGUCAAACACGUUAUCGCCGGGAAGGAAGUGGCUCAGCGGGGCAUCUUCUCCAAUCCAGAGACCCUGGACCUUUACCGAGACAUUCCUGAGCUCCAGAACUUCUGAAGGAACUUGCCUUUCCCCCAUCUCUGUGUUUGUGUGUGCGCGUGUGUGCGUGUAUGGUUUUGUACUGUGUAUAUAAUAUGUAUAUGGACGCUGUAUGCAAAAGAAACUAUUUAAGCAAUGGUGUUUCUUUUGAAAAAGGAGAAACACCGUUUUGAUUUGCCAAGUGCUUCGUGAAAAGGCUUCUGGAAGGGCAGCCCUGCAAAUUUUGGUGUAUCGGCGUUGCUUUCCUUCCAGCCUAGAAGAUCUAGCUUGCCUCUUUUUAGAUGCAGCUGGGUACAGAGGCUUUUUAAAUGAUCCACACUAAAAAAAUGUGUCUUCUGGUUUGAAUUUUAUCUUUUAAAAUCGAGGCAAUAGGGUGGUAGGCAUAUAUACCAUUUGAUUAUUUUUGGAGGUGGGGCACCUGUUUCCCCCGAGAUGCUAUUGGACUCCAACUCCCAUCAGCCUCAACCAGCAUGGCUAAUUGUCAGGGAUUAUAGGAAUAUAGGAAUUGUAGUUCAGCAGCAUCUGGAGGGCUGCAUGUUCUCAUUCCUGGUUAUGGUUUAAAACUGCUCAAGAUUCUAGGAAACUACUGAUGGCUUUUCAGUGGGAAGACUAGAAGACUGUGGGCAUGUUUCUCAUGCUUGCCACUGUUCUUCACUUGAGGUUUUUUAGGCAAUGGGGAUGUUGAGUGUGAUAGAAAGAGUGCAUUCUCAGUGGUGAUAGUGCCCAGUAGGCUUAGAUAGCAGCAUUCUGAAGAACUGGGGGUGUUUUCCUUAGACCACAUCCCCCAAUCCUCAACAGGAGACAGGGGAUUGAUCUGUCACUGACAAUUGCAUGUGGGAAGAUUUCCCAGAUGCAAGGAAGUGUUCACAACAGCUGGAUUCACUUUAUUUUUACUUAUUCUUUUUUAAAUAAAGAGAUUGACUUCUGGGUCUGUGUUUAAAACUUUUUUUAUUUUUUAGAAAUACCUCUUUUUAAGAUUAGCUUUUAAGACUACUUUUGGACUACUGCUUCCAUCGGAACCAGCCAGAAAAACACCUGGAGGGCACCAGUUUGGCAAAGUCUGUUUUGGAACAGAGCACAGAUUUGCUGCCACUGUUUGAAAUAAUACUUGACUUUCCUGCUAAAAUAUGAAAGGUUGCAGCCCUCAUUUAGACACAUCUUGCAACCAGUGGAACCGGCUAGCAGUGACUAGCAGAUAGUUCCAUCAGUUCCCCGGGACUUUGGGUUGGCACCAGGAUUUCAAUGCCUCAUCUUCCCAGCCCUCAAACAAUCUAAUUUGGAGAAAGGGGAGAUGCUGGAAUUAGAAGCAUGACUAUGCACUUAGUUUCCUGAAACAGUUUUCCUGGUUUAAAAUUUUAUACAGAUCUGAAGAAAGCAGGUCAAUGUGAUUUUCAUGCACAACCCAUUGUGGAUCCUGAGCAUGGAAGUAAACGGCAAAGUCACUAAUCUUUUACAUCCCCAUUUUUAACUGUGUGUGGGCUAAAGGAGGACAUUGUCACCAGUGAAGGUCAGUGUGGUGCUCUCUGGAUGCUGAUGGAUGCCAGCUCCCCUCAGCCCAGCCUGCGUAGCCCAGUGGUCAAGGGUGAUGAGCCCUGUGGUCCUUGCAACAUCUGGAGGGCAUCACAUUGGCUCUUGAACCUUUUCUUCCACACUGCCAACAGCAAUGGUAGCUUUGGCAGAACACAUCCCAUAGAGACUUUGGAUACUUAGCCCCCAUUUGCCUCUGUUGGUUUACAAGUAGGGCCCAGGAAAUUGGGUGUGUAAGCAGGAGAGUGCUGGCAGAACCUCUCUUCCAUUAGCUGCCGGUGGACUUGGAAAGGAAGCUUGAGAGCCCUUUAUCUUAAAACCAGGUCACAACCACACCAUCUGUUUAAAUCUCAUGGCUUCCCCCAAAGAAUUCUGGGAACUGUAGCUUUGCAGGGGGAGUAUGUGAAUGCUCCUGGGAUUACUUGCGCUGGAGAGAAGCCAUGAGCUUUAAAUGGUUGUGACCUUGGCUUUCGUGGGAGAAAACGGGAGAAGAGAAAAAUAGGUGUGGAGAGUCCAUGAGAUUACGGCUUAACACCAGGGCCAGAAGAGAAGCCCUUUCGUGGGCUGGAUUGAGUAUACAGGCUGCCGGCUGCCUAUCCUGUGUCCCAGAAACUCCCAAGACCUUUGUGUUUGGUGGCCAAUAUGAGUAACUUCCUUUCUUUAAAAUAAUAACCCUACCGUGUGAUCUUUUGGGGGCGUGAGGGGCGAGGUGGAAGGAACUGUUUCUUGGUGCUUUGUAAAGGGAUUUCCCCCCUAAUAAAACAAAUUGUUACUUGUGUAUGGAAAACAACUAAACAGAUUUUUUAUGGUCCAUUGUGUUUUUCAUAAUGGAAGAUGUAGUUGUGUGAACUCGGCAAGAAAGAAAGGUUUGGUGCUUCAAAAACUCCUGUGUUAUUUGGAAUGAUUGGUGAACAAAUUCUGUCUUGGAUCCCUCCCCCCUUUUUAAAAUCACGUUCAGUGAUCUCAGUGAUGCUUUAAGGAAUUUAAACUUAAUAAAACUGCAGAAUAAAUUCUCA